Messenger RNA from Lates calcarifer (barramundi perch), 3910 nucleotides. RefSeq lists its product as uncharacterized. Gene Ontology annotation, molecular function: DNA binding. The coding region runs from base 719 to 1894 and encodes 391 amino acids. The record is from RefSeq and is a predicted model, not a curated record. Gene Ontology annotation, biological process: transcription by RNA polymerase III. Gene Ontology annotation, cellular component: RNA polymerase III complex. The transcript is spliced from 8 exons. Lineage: Eukaryota; Metazoa; Chordata; Actinopteri; Centropomidae.
CGGAUACACACCGCCCUCUUGUGGUUCCACCUGUGAAGUACCGUUUAACAACAACAACAACAACAAUAGCUGCGCAGUACGGAAGGAAAUAGCCAUUUAAAUUGACCGAAUACAACAGGCGGUAAAACCGAGCUGCUGGAAUAAUAGUGGAUGCGUCUAUUUGCCAUUUUUACUCUGCACUGCAUGUUUUAGCCACCGCCCGGAAAUUCCGCUGUGUUAAGAACAAGAAGAUAUGUGAAAGAUGAAGUGCUAGUUGUGCAGCCGUCAGGAGGAACACUUUACAAUGCGACGAAACCAUAACUACCGGUAACAGUGCUCCGUUAUGCAAAAACGGACAUAUUUUUGUUUUUAUGAGGGCAGUUUUGCAUUAUGACGCAGUCUUCUCUGAAAGCGCUAGUGCGAACAAAAUGAAGGUAUUAAGCAGAUAAGUUGUCUUAUGUAUCGGAACCUGUAUUCAGCUUAGACUGUGGGUUUACUGUGGCUUUCAUUGCGAAUUAGAUGUUCUCUUCAUAUUUCUGCUGUACAGAUACAGAAGGAAGGAAUAAAAUUAACUCAUUCAGCUGAGACAAACCGGAUUUCUAACGCCAUUCAUUUCAAAAUAAAAGCGUUUAGUUCGUCCCUAACUGUAACGUUCUUGGCUAGCCACAGUGUACAGCCAGUGUCCUCUCACACAGGCGCUAAGAAAGUACAACAUUAAAGGAGGUUCUGAAAGCACAAAAUGAGCGAGACGGGAGAUGCAGCGAGUGUUCCCGACACCUCCGGCCUCAGCAGCGGGGUCGGGCCGGGUCUCACCGCAGGCAGAGGGUUCCCAGGACCGGCCAGAAGUCUGUCCUCCCCCGCUCCACCUGGUAGACUGACGUCCCUCAGAACCAGAGACUUGACACUGGGGGGAGCCUUCAAAAAACCAAAGACCUUUGAGCCAAAUGUGCACGCUGUGAGGAAAAGCAAAGAUGAGUUAAAGGAAAAGAUAACUGUGGCUCCAAAAAAGGAGAGGAGAGAGAGGGAUGAGAGGAGAGGAGCGAGGGAAAACAGAGGGAAGAGGAGAGAGAGGCCUCAGACCAUCCAAUCUCACUCCAUCUUUGAACAGGGUCCCGCUGACACUGUAUGCAAAACAGGCUGGCGUGGUGCUACAGACCUGCAUGAGUCCACCACCUCUCCUUUAUGUAAAAUGGUGAAGAAAGAGAGGAAACAUUCAGAGGAGAGUGAAGAUGAGAUAUUGGGUAAACUACAAAGGGAUGAUUUCAUAGAUGAUCCAGAUCUGAGGAACGAUGCCAAGCUGAAACCGAUCCAGCUGCCUCUCUGUCAGUCCAGCAGCUUCAUCAAGAGUCAAACCCUGUCGACCACAACAUGUCCAGAAACCCCUCCUCUGUUCAUACCUGUGGACAGAGCAGGUCACAGCAGGACAGAGCUGCCCAAACCAGAGCAGCCGUCUCUGGUAGACCUGCUGCAGGAUCUCAGCCUGUCUGGCAGAGAGGAACUCUUCUUCAUGCAGUUACCUGACUGUAUGCCAGGCAGAGCGUCAGGACAGAAGGUGGACCCUGCUGUUGCAUACACAACAGAAAAGUCUGCCAAGAAGGAAGGCAAGCUUGAAGACAAAAGGCCUGCACAUCUACAAACACAACAGGCUGUGCUGUCACAAUUCCCAGAGGGAUUUCUGGGUAAACUGCAGAUCAGGAAGUCAGGAAAGGUGGAGCUGAAGCUGGGUGACAUUGUCAUGGACGUCUCUGAGGGAGCCGCAUUCUCCUUCCUGCAGCAACUGGUGUCUGUGCGUCUGUCUGAUGGGCGGACUGGAGACAUGAUGGUGUUGGGAAAUGUCCACCACAAACUGGUCCUAUCUCCUGACUUCCAGGCUUUACUGAGUCAAGCUGCAACACAGCAGCAAAAAGCCCCCUGAUCAUCUUCUGCACACAGAGACAACAGAUCUGAAACUUACCGACUCUUUUACACAAGUAAACAUUAUUUAUGUUGAACUGUAGAAGUGUCCUGAUCUAAACUGCACACAGUGGAAACAUGAUAAAUAGUCUAACUCACUCUUCAUACCUCUGCUGUGAGGUUUUUAAGGCAGCUGUUUCAUUAACCUGUUUAUAUUCUUUUUAAUCUGUGUUGCCAUGAUUUUAAAUAAAUUAUGGCUGUAACAUUUGUAUCCACUUGAAAGAGGUCAAAGGUCAGUGGAUGACCAGAGGAAGAUCAAAGAAGACAUUCACAUCUGACUGGUCCUUUACCACCAUCUGUUAUCAUGUGACUGAGUGACUGCAUUUUAAACUUUUAGAUGCUUUGAUAACUGAAAUCUUAUGCAGUACAUCUGAGUGUAACAGACUGGCUGUGAGAUAACUUUUGUAAUGAAUGACAUACAUGUGAAUUAUUUAAAACUCAAGACUACACCUGCAGUGUGUGAAAUUACGUGGCACUUAAUAUGAAGACAGUUGGAGAAUUGUCUGUCACCAUGUGUACCCAGUGGUUGAAGUUGUUACAAUACUUCAGCUCUACAGUGGUGUAGAAGUUUUUACAGUAACUACAGACCAGAGUCCAAACAUCUGCUCAGUGUGCUCUCUGGAAGCCUUUUCAGAUGUUGUUCUUGAAAAUGUUCAAUCAGACUUUCAAAAAUAUCACAGUUCAGGAGCCUUUUCAGGCUCAAAUGAGUUUUUAAUGACUCAGUAGAUCACGCCGUCCUAAUAAACAGGCUUCAGCAGUGGAGUUCUUUAAUGGCUGUUAAUGGCUCCACAUAUUUCCAUCCUGUGUGUAGGAGCUCAGACACAAACCUGCUGCCCGAUCCUGUUUCUAGCUUUAAGACUACAGGGACUGUGUCUCGUCAGGGUCUUUUAUGUUGAUAUCUCAUAGUUUUGUCCACUGUAGAUUUUUAACAUGUCAGUUUUCCUUGUCUACUACCUUCUUUUUAGUCUUUGUGUAAAGCACUUUUUUACAUUGGUUUUGAGAAAUUGCUAUGCAAAUACACUUUAUUAUUAUCUGUUAAGUGUACUACCCUGUCAUUACUGUUUUACUACUUUGACUCAGAGGAGUGUGAGGAAACGAGACUUUCAGCAAGGUGUUAAUUACUCUUUGGUAAAAUUGCUGCAUUUAUGGGACAGCAUAAAUCAACAUGUUCAUAUUUUACUGGGAUAACCAAAUAAAUACACACAGUAAAGUGCUGGACUCUCCAAAGUAGAACUGAAAGUACUGAUUCUGUUAUGUCUGUGCAAUUAUUCAAUAAUAUUGUUCAUGGAAUUUCAGUAAACUCAUACUGUGAUGAUAGAAUCUCAUGUUAGGAUUCAACAGAUGAAUGCAGUCCAGAUUAAUUGUUAUUAUAAGCGAGCUGACCAACAAACUAACAGAAAUGUUUAUGGGAGGUAUUUGUUUUGACAGAUUUUGGCAAUGCAGUUUGAACAUCAGCCUGAUUAGUUCACUGUAUCAGAAAUGUGCUGUAUAUUGUUGUAUUGUUCAUUGAUAUCAGAAAAUUAUAUUUUAUACAAUAUUUUAUAGUGUACUCCUCUUAAGAUUGUUAGGUCGUUAAUAACAUUUCAUGUGGAAUUUUUUUAGGGACCAUAAAAGGCCAUUUUGUAGAAAAUAUAUGUAAAUGUUUAUUCAGUAAACACACAACACAAAGGAAACAGUAGUAAAUGCUCUCUGAAUGUGGUAGCACUAAAUAUAAGUCAAAGGACCUUUCAAGUACUCACCUUAUUCUUCAAAAUUAAGAGGCAUGUGAUUGAACAUGAAGACCAGAGAGAUUAAUCAGGAUUAAUUCUUUAAACAUAAAAGAUAUUUUUGUGACAUAUAAAUGAGCUGCCAGUGACUUCGUACAGUAUAAACAGGACAAAGCAGGAUUUUUCGAUGACCCUUUAGGCCAGCCAGACAUAAUUAUUUGGAUGAAGUAGCUUGAAAAAAAAAAGCUAAAUUUAUUGUCAACCAUAAGAGU